Messenger RNA from Spirodela intermedia, 894 nucleotides. The record is from the annotation of a GenBank genome assembly. Lineage: Eukaryota; Viridiplantae; Streptophyta; Magnoliopsida; Alismatales; Araceae.
AUGGACACGUUCUUCAUCUCGCACGGGUCGCCGACGCUGUCGAUCGACGAGAGCCUGCCGGCGAGGCAUUUCCUCCAGUCAUGGCGGGCGAAGACGUUGCAGACGGCGCCCAAGGCCAUCCUCGUCGUCUCCGCUCACUGGGACACCUCCUCCCCCGUCGUCAACGCCGUCGACCGUAACGACACCAUCUACGACUUCUACGGCUUCCCCAAGCCCAUGUACCAGGUUCUCUCCCCCCCUCCCCCUCUCCCCCCUCUUCUAACUUGCCUUCCAAGAACCGCCAUUUCUCCCCCUUCCUCCCCUUCUCAUAAUUCUUCUGAUGGGCAGCUGAAGUACCCGGCACCGGGGGCGCCGGAGCUGGCGCGGAGGGUGUGCGAGCUGCUCGCGGGCGCCGGCUUCGGCGCCACGGAGGUGGACCGGCGGCGCGGCCUCGACCACGGCGCGUGGGUGCCGCUGAUGCUCAUGUACCCUGAAGCGGACAUUCCCGUCUGCCAGCUCUCGGUGCAGUCCAGCAGGGACGGCGCCCACCACUAUAAGCUCGGCCAGGCGCUCGCGCCGCUGCGGCACGAGGGCGUACUGAUCAUCGGCUCCGGUAGCGCCACCCACAACCUGCGGGAGCUACGCUUUGGCGAGACGCAGCAGCCGGCCAAGUGGGCGCUGGAUUUCACCAGGUGGCUCGAGGAGGCGCUCGUCGCAGGACGGCACGAAGACGUCAAUCGCUUCGAGGAGAAGGCCCCUUUUGCCAAGCACGCCCACCCCUGGCCGGAGCACUUCUUCCCACUCCACGUCGCUCUCGGCGCCGCCGGCGCCGACGCCCAGGCCACACUCAUCCAUGACAGCAUCUCUCUAGGGUCCCUCUCCUACGCAUCUUACCGCUUCUCCCCCAAACCGUAG